Moneuplotes crassus is the source of this 865-nucleotide messenger RNA. The record is from the annotation of a GenBank genome assembly. NCBI's taxonomy places the organism in Eukaryota, Ciliophora, Spirotrichea, Euplotida, Euplotidae.
GAUAAUUUAUGGAAAAUCAAGCAGAAAUUAACUCUCAAGCCAUCUUCGAGUAUGUCAAGAAGCUUGAGAAGGAAAAUCAGGAUCUAAAGAGCCUUGUUAUGGACCUCCAUGAGUACAUCCAAGAUUUAAAAGAAGAGUCUGAAUAUUAUCAGUGGAAAUGCAAAAGCCAAAAUUUGGAAUAUUUAACAAAAAUUGGGGGUAAAGAAGAUAAUGCUUUAAAGAAAGAAUCUAUGACUUAUGUGACACCGAAAAAGAAGCCAUCAGAAUGUGCUAUAGUGUCAGCUUGAUAUGAGGGGAUUACCUCCCACAGUAAGAAGAGGACUCUUUCAUUUGAAGAAUUUAAAGAGAAAAGUCCAAUUUGUCAGAAGCAAGAUGCUAAUUUUACUGAUCACGACAAUUUUCCUAAUUGUGAUUUUGAGAAUAAUACUAAAUCAAAAGGGAAACACUCAGAAACUGAUUCUCAGACCUCAGAUAUCACAUUGAAAUCAACCUCUAGAGAUAAAUGAGAAGAGCAUUUUAUCCACAAAUAUCAGAGAGACAUUGAUAACCCAGAGGAUGAUCAUGAAUCAAUUAUGUCAGAAAAGUCCUUGCGCUCACCUCAUGAUACUCCCACCUUCGGGUUAUCCCAAACCUACGACAUCCCUGUGACUCCAUUAACUGAGAUUUGUGCAAAUAUGAUUCCAAAGAGUUCGCCUUGUAAGAAACUCAUCAUGAAGAAGGAGCCAAACAACAUCCCUAAGAAGUCUGUAAGCAAGAUUCCUCUACUGAAGAGAGCUAGGAAGAAGCAGCGUAGUGCUAUGUCUCAUUCUACUGUACAAGUCUCUUCAAAACUUACAUCUAAAAAGAAGUAUCUCAAGUAGCCAAA